Messenger RNA from Ustilago hordei, 5823 nucleotides. RefSeq lists its product as uncharacterized. The record is from RefSeq and is a predicted model, not a curated record. The transcript has a single exon. NCBI's taxonomy places the organism in Eukaryota, Fungi, Basidiomycota, Ustilaginomycetes, Ustilaginales, Ustilaginaceae. Bases 1 to 5823 code for a protein of 1940 amino acids.
AUGCCAGGCACCAACUCAACAGCCUCACCAUCGGCCGCAGCGUCCAAGUCGCUUUCAGUCCAACCUUGCACCAACUUGGUCCGCAAACCAACCUGGGCUCAGAUCAGCUUCGAUGAUGGCUUCCACCUCCAUCUCGCACCUAUUUCGACUCUACCUGCAACUGCAACAGCAACAGCAACAGCAACAGCAACAGCAACAGCAACGCUUCCUACUUCCACCAGCUAUGCCAGCACCAUUCACGCGCGAGCAGCAUCGUCCCAGGAUGGAGCGCCAACAUUGAAACCGCCUGGAACCCCGCAAAACUUCUCGGAUGCUUCGCCUAUCCUCACAGCUACUACGCCAGAACAACUGCAUUACGUCGAUCCAUCUGCUACACCAGUCGCUCGUUCUACUAUGCAUCAGCCUUUGCCGUCUCAGUCGGGUGGCAUUCUCUCCUUCAAGCCGCCUCGACCCGUUUCCUCUGCCGACGCUUACAUGCAACCUAUUGAGACACUUCAGUCCGAGGCCUCAAGCCGUCCAGGCACCGCCAGGAGCCAUCUCAGUGGUUCCAACUGGAUGCACGAUGCAUCCGGCAACCGCAGCAGCGUUGGCACCACCUCCACCACUCCUUUCAACCAGGCCAAGCGCGCUUCUGUGCUCUCCUUUCAAACAGCCAACAGUGCAGGCUUCACCAGCGUCGAUGAUGCUAGAGGUUCAGAUCGAGAGCAUCUCACCGACCAUCUAGUCCCAGCAGGCACAUCUGCAGCUCUCAACAUUGCUCCAUCACAGCCCAACUCGAUGCGUCCCUGGCUCGAUCAAGGUCACUCUGGAUACGCCUCCUCGCCAGACGAGCGUUGGUUCCCCGGAGGUCUGCCUGGCUCCUACUGGCACGAAGCCACGUCUCAAGCACCCACUCGAGCUCUGCCCACACCCGCAGCCGCCCCAGUAAGUCAACCCGUAUCUGCCUCAGCCUACAGAUUUUCUCCUUCCCUGCCUGCUCCAUCUGAUACACCCUCACGAGCGCUGCCUGUGACCAGCAAAACAGCCACAGCAGCCCUGCCAACCGGGUCUGCUGAUGCUGUAACCAACGAUACCAUCACAAAUCACCAAGCGCCGCAAAGCCCGCCUGUUGCGCCAUCCUCAAACGUCGAACCGACCCUAGCUCCGAUCAACACGCAAGCACUGGCGCCAACUUUGACAAACGCUCCUCUCUCUUCCACCACCAUUGCUCCUCCUUCCGACGAGACAGCUCAAAAUACGCGUCGAUCGCCCCAAGUCACUCAAACGCCCAAGCAAUCCUUACCAUUCCCAGAAGACGAUGCUCCACCGCCAAUUGCCAAGGAUGUUGGCAUCGAUGAGCCUGCUGGUCCCUUGUCCGCUUCUAACUCACCUCGCAAUGCUCGCAAUGCUCGCAAUGCUGGCAAUGCUGGCAAUGGUGGCAAUGCUGGCAAUGGUGGCAAUGGUGGCAAUGCUGGCAAUGGUGGCAAUGGUGGCAAUGGUGGCAAUGGUGGCAAUGCUGGCAAUGGUGGCAAUGGUGGCAAUGCUGGCAAUGGUGGCAAUGGUGGCAAUGGUGGCAAUGCUCUUCUUGCCGAUGCAACACCAGCUGACAAUGUCAUUCCACCACUCUUGCCAUCCGAGGCAGUCACGAGCCGCCCACCACUUGCGCCGGAUAUGCUCAUGAAUGGUCCUGCCGAGCAGAAACCUGUCUCCGACUAUCGCAAGAGACCUCUAGCCGAUAUCAGCCCAGCACAGAAGGCAGCAGGUCUCGCCCACCUUCAAUCGCAGGCCAAAGCCGCCAAACAGGCCAACAUGGAGAUGCAUACACACUCAUCAGCUCCACCCACUGCUCCACCGGACGAGACACUACCCAUCCCUGUCCUUGAACGUGGUCGCCGUAAGUCCACUGCCAGUCUCACAGCGAAUGUGGCAUUGGCACAGGCUGGUGCAACCGGACUAGCCACGAACGACAUGGUCCAUCGCUCAGACACACCAAGUGCCGAGAGUGCAUCGCAGGAGUCAAGCGCACCCCCGGAUGGUGAAGUCGAAGCGCGAGCAGAAUGGGAACGAAGACGCAGGAUGAAGCGCAAGAAUGGCAAGAAGCAAAACGAAGCGACCAAGCCACACAAGGGACGCUCAGACACAUUCAAGAACCAACUCAAGCCCUUGCAGCUUGUCCCCGCAGACAACUUGAGCAGCUUCUCUGAUCGCAACCGUCUGCCGAACUCGGCCUCGAAUGUUGCUGCUCGUGGAAAUGGUGACCGACAAAGUAUUGUUGUCGCCAAUCGUGCUGCUAAUGCCAUUGCCUCUUCCACGCCCGAUGUGCCUGGAUCCGCACAGACGUACAGCACAUCCCAGCUGCAGAGACUGCAAGCACGCGAGCAGAGAAGGAGCGUUGGUGCUUUCAGCGCUGCUAUGGCUGCAGCCAAUGUCGUUUCCAGCGGCAGCAACGGGCCCUACCCUCUCUUUGCCUCUCCCAACUCGGGUCCGCAAAAAAUUGAUGCAAGACAGUACGCCGGUCUCAUGGCACAGCGCUCAUUGGUCCCGCCUUUCGAGCUGCAGCAUCGGCCAGACGGCUUGCCAUCCGGCUUGAUCGGCCCAGAUGGUGUGCCAAGGAGCAUCAACGAUCCCGAAGUCUGCUUGGAAUGCAUGAUGCGAGACGAAGACAUGAUCGACAUCAAUGUAACUGGCCAAGGGGUAUGGGAGCGCGAGAGUGACAAGGAGUUUGAAGAGGCCGUUCGACUUGAGGCUGAAGAAGCAGCCAACGGCAACAGCCUCUACAGCCGUCCCAACGGAAGCAGCGGCCACAGCGAUAGCAUCAGCAGCCACCGAGACUCGCCAGGCUCCCGCAAGCACCGCAAGAAGAUCGGUAAAGGUGAGCCUCUUACAGCAGACCGACUGAAACUGCACACUCAGAUGAACCCACCCGCAUCCUCAUUCCGAUGGCGUACGCUUCAGACAUUCUUGGCUGUGCAAGCCAAAUACAUUGCUAUGGAACAGCAGCGGAUGCGCUUGGAAGCAGAGAAGAAAGUUCGACACAACAAUGACUCGAUCAGCAGCCGUGGCAGCAUCUUGGCAGCCGAGUCUCCUCUGCCUGUCGAGCGUGGUCUUUCUUCACCCUUCGCGUCGCCUCGCGAGGCCUCCGCUGGUCAGCGUCAAUCCAUCAUCCAGACCUCUGCAGAAGACAGCAAUCUCACACCUCUGCAGAAGCAGGAGAAGGAGCGCGACAUUGCUGCAGCACAAGCUGCACGCAAGAAGAUGGCCACAGGCGCACAGGCAGCGCUUCCAGCUACAACACCACCUACGGGCUUGCCUGCGUUCCCAGCAACCCCAUUGCAAACUCUCACGCCUCCUCAAGCUAUCCCUGGUCGUCAGGGCAGCGACCCGGACGACUUGUUGACAGCAUUGCCCACAGCUGUUGCAGCCGCGCCUGGCGGCAUCUCGACUGCUACGAGUGGCCGCCGUGUGCCCUUGGGCUCCGCCCAGGCUGCUCGAGCUGCAAGUGUCCAGGAUCUGCGGUCUGCUUGUGAGCAAGGCCGAUCCGCUUCGGCCGGCUACCCACCAAGCCCGCCCGGCAGUCUAAUGCCGCCUUCUCGAUCUUUCAUGGGCACAUCACCUACCGCUACACCUUCGCGUCUCACUGCUCGUUCGGGCGCAUCUCAGCUGUCUUUGAUGCACAGUGGCUCGAUGAUCGACAUGCAUGUUGGACAGGAGGAUCGCACAGAGCACCGAAUCAACCAGAAAGGAUUCUUGCCGGGAACGCCUUUAGCUGCCGAAUCGCCCUCCGCUAUGAACCGAUCCUACUACGGAUUCCCCGGGGACGGCGAUUCUUCGCUACCAGAUGCAGCCGCAUUUGAGCGAUUGCGCAUGGUAUUGGGCGAAGGUUAUGUGGAUCCGAUGGAAGCAGGACCACGAGGACUCGGUCUGGAUCGCGACGAUAGCGGCAAGCGCAAGAAGAAAGGCUUGCGUGGUCUGUUGUCCAAACUCACUGGCAACAGCAAUGGGCCAAGUCGUCAGAGUUCAGCUGGACCCGCAGAUACCAGCAUCAAUGGCAGCACCGCCAGUCGCAACCCAAGCAAGCGCUCGCAAGGUUCGGGAAGCCCUCGUCCACGACAAAACUCGUUCAGCGCCGAUCGCUCUCUCGAUGCAACCGGUCCGACGAUAAACGGCAUGCUCAGCAAAGCACGCAGAUCAACUUCUUCCUUCUUUCGCAAUGGUGCCGAGCCAGAUGUCGAGCCAAAGUCGCGCCCCAUUGCUAACAACAGCAACUCCAUCUUUCAGAGCCCUCCUGGUAUGGCUAGCCAGAACAGCCUCGACCUUGGACCAUUCCAGCCAGCCUCUCCCCAAAACAACACUUUCAGCAGCACAAAUGGCAGGAUCGUCCAGCAGCAGCCACAGCAGGCUUACGGAGGUUCCGACCCAGCCAGGAUGAGAAAGGCAUCCAACCCAUUAAUGCAAAAGUAUCUCAACUCGCCCUUGCCUCAGACUCAAGCUUCGCCAGCGUUGCAGGCGUCCAACGGUUGUUUGACAAGCGAACAGAGGAUCCCUGUUCACCCAAGCCAGAUCUCGCCUGCCGACGCACGCAGCAGCCGAAUGUCAAGCUUUGCUAGCAUACGAGAGCUACAUCCCUUGGCUUUGCAAACCAUUCCGGACGGUGAUGCACCGCCUGCGGACGGUGGAGUGGACGACCCUCGGCAGUCGGUGCGAUCCAGUGCCGGCAGUGCAAGCUUGCGCAAAGAGCUUCCUUCGAUGCCGACCUCCUCUGCUGGAGGUGCUCGUACAGGUGAUGCUUCGUAUGGCGCUCCCACUGAGCACCAGCGCAUCGGCUCGAACGGUACGAGUGGAGUCAGAAGCUCGGUCGUCGACUCAAUUCGAUCCGCUAGAUCUUCCGCUCUCGCGCCAGCACAACAACUCGGUCGACCGGCGCCUGCCGAAUCCACUGGACGUGCAAGCAUGCAGGCUUCGCGGGGUGCAAGUGGUCUAGGAAGGCAACCAGCUCCGCCAGCCAUUCAGACAGACAAUGGCUACGGCAGUAUCAUCCCGAACAAUGCCUCUAUCAACAGCGCAUCCGGUCCCCAACGUCCACCCAAGAACCCUCGUCGACCAGCCGAUGGAGCUCUUAAUUCACCUAGCAUCGUCGAUCUCACCAAUGGCAGUACCAACACCGGUCUUGUCCCUCCACCCCACGAGUUGCCUCAACACAGCCAAUACGGUUCUUCAUCAGACUACAACUCACCCGAAAGCACAGGCAAAAAAUCGCGCUUCCGACUUGCCUUCGGUCGUAAGAAGCGCGAGUCGACCUUUGGACCCUCUGCAGGCAUCAGCAACGACUCGAAACCAUCCAUCGUCAUCGCUGAAGCUCCACCCGGAGCCAGUAGCACCUUCUUGCCAAACCUUGGCAUGCGUAAGAGCUAUGCAGGUGGGUUGGAUGUGCCGAAACAGAGCUUUACGAUGGAACGUCAACGUGUCAUGUCUUUGCCCGCACGAGAAUCGACGUCCUUGCCGCCUAGAAGUCAAAGCGCAUUCGGUAUAGCUCCCACCCAACGCUUUGUCUCAAUGGACAUUCCACGACGCUCAAUGAAUGUGGGUAGGGGUGGAAACAGGUUGAGCACAAUGCCUUACGAGCAAGAUGAACGAUACCAGGAGGACGAGGAUGAUGAGAUGGAGAGAGAGCCCGGAUACGAAGCUGAGUUCGAGAGGUAUGCCCAAGAAGCGGAAGAGGAAAGAUAUGCUGGUGCAAGAGGCGCCGCUGCCGGCAGAGGAGCAAGAGCAAGAGAUGCCAGUUUCGGUAGGAAGAGCUUGAAUCUCUUGCGAGAAGGUUUCAAGAUGCCUUUGAGGAAAGGUUGA